GAGGGAAGGCGCGCCCCGCGCAUUUAACUGCGGAGCGCCGGACAGCUCUGGGCAGCCUGCGAGCCGAGCCGAGCCGAGCCGAGCCGGGUCGGAUUGAGCUGAACCGAGACCAGCCGAACCAAGUCCGGUAGAACCAUCUCCAGGCAGGACCAAAACAGCAGCGCAUCCCGCCGGGUCGGAUUGAACUGAACCGAGCCCAGCUAAACCGAGUCCAGGCGGGACCAAAACCGCAGCGUAUCCCACCGGGUCCGAGCCGAGCCGAGCCGAGCCGAGCCAUGCAGCUGGCCCUGCUGGCCCGGCUGCUGUCCGUCGGGCGGGCGGUGCUGGCGGCGCUGCGAGGGCGCCUGGGCGCGCUGUGCUGGAGCCUGGCUCCCCUGUCCCUGUCCCUGUCCCUGUCCCUGCCCGGCUGGCGGGACUCGGCCCCCCGGCCGCGGCGGGAGCAGGAAUGGGACGAUGCGCUGCCGACGCCCACCAGCGUCAAUUACCACUUCACCCGGCAAUGCAACUACAAGUGCGGCUUCUGCUUCCACACGGCCAAGACCUCCUUCGUGCUGCCCCUGGAGGAGGCCAAGCGGGGGCUGGCCAUGCUCAAGGAAGCAGGAAUGGAGAAGAUCAAUUUCUCGGGAGGAGAACCGUUCCUUCAGGACAGAGGCGAAUUUGUGGGCAAACUGGUCCAGUUUUGCAAGCAGGAGUUGGAGCUCCCCAGCGUCAGCAUUGUCAGCAAUGGCAGCCGGAUCAGAAAGCAGUGGUUCGAGCAGUACGGUGAAUAUUUAGAUAUUCUGGCAAUUUCAUGUGAUAGUUUUGAUGAGGAUGUCAACAUUUUAAUUGGCCGUCGUCAGGGAAAGAAGAACCAUGUGGAAAAUCUGCAUAAACUGAGACAGUGGUGCCGAGAGUAUGCUGUUGCUUUUAAAAUAAAUUCAGUCAUCAACAGAUUUAAUGUUGAGGAAGAUAUGAAUGAGCAGAUCAAGGCACUCAACCCUGUGCGCUGGAAGGUAUUCCAGUGCCUGCUUAUUGAAGGGGAGAACAGUGGUGAGGAUGCUCUAAGAGAAGCAGAAAAAUUUGUUAUCAGUGAUGAAGAUUUUGAUCGAUUCCUGGAUCGUCACAAAGGUGUCUCCUGUUUGGUACCUGAAUCUAAUCAGAAGAUGAGGGAUUCAUACCUCAUUCUGGAUGAAUAUAUGCGUUUUCUAAACUGUAGAAAUGGACGGAAAGAACCUUCCAAGUCCAUCCUGGAUGUUGGUGUAGAAGAAGCUAUAAAAUUCAGUGGAUUUGAUGAGAAGAUGUUCCUAAGAAGAGGAGGAAAGUAUGUGUGGAGUAAAGCUGAUAUGAAACUGGACUGGUGACUCAAUAUACUGAGUUAGGGUAUUCUGUAAAAUAGGUGUAUACUUAUAGGUGAGUGUAUACUUGUAUCUAAUGCUUUUAACUACACUUGGUAUUCAAUUAUAAUUAUAUAUGUUAAUAUGUUACAUGUUUUAUAAAUGCAGAUUACAUUGUCUAUUAUUUUCGUGAGCAUGACCAAAUACUUUCAGAGCUUUCACAUGAACAGAUCUCUGAAAUUAACUUUCUAGUCUGUUGCACCAAGAACUUUAAGGCAAACUAUUUUAUAAAAUACUACAUGAGUGUGCAUGCCAGAUAAGAAGCCAAAAAACACCUCAAAGUCUAAAUCAUUCUAAACAGCUGUAAUGAUGGAAAAGUCAAAAUACUUAUCAGGAAAUGCAUUCUGCCUGUUUCUCAGGGAAAGAUGAAUUGCAGUUCCUGGAUAGAUCACUGGAGGGCCAGAUUCCCUGGAAGCAUCUUCUGCUUUUUUCAGGGGUAACAGAGGGUCAGAACCUAGGGAUCAUUAAGUAAUAAUGUAUUUAAAAGGAAAUCAAGGUGAAAAAAUUGGCAAUUUUUAUUCUUUAAGACUUAAUUGUAACAGCAUGUUAUCCCUCUCCUCUGUAUACAUACAUGAUAUUUGCAAAAAUGUUGGGGGGUGUAAUUUUCUGUAAGAACAUAUUUUUAGUCAUGAAAAAAUAUUGUACUUGUUCACCCUAAAACCUAGAAGUACAUUUCACCUAAUGAUAAACAACAUCAUAUUUCACACUGGCAAUGUCUUUAGUUCUAACAAAUAUUUACAGUGAAACAGUUUUCAUUUUAUUAAUAUUUCCAUUUUCCUUUCAUCUGCAAAUAUUGAUUUAUUAUUUUAAAUUACUGUUGAACCAUGGGCAUACAGUUCUGAUGAAGAGUCCUUCUCAAACUAAUUAAUACCAUGUAGAACAACCUAACAUAUAUCUUCUGUUGCUUACUAGCUUGUUAUUUGGCUAAGCCAUGGAACUACAAACAGCAAAGUUCAUAUAUCAAGCAACCUUGUUUUAAAGGUUGCUUGUGUCAGUAACUAAUUUGCUUGCUGGUUACAAACCUGCAGAUAUUAAAUGAAACUAAUCUGGUUUUGUGAGAACUACCUUUGAUUUUAAGAGCAGGCAGCAUCAAUAUAAAAUAAAAAAAAAUAAAAAAUUAAAAAUCCCCAAAAUUUAAUAAUAAUAAAAUAUUUUAAAAUAAUCUAAUAUACUGCCCUCAUUCUUGGUUUUCUGGCAAUUGUUACAGCUUUAUAAUUACAGGUUUUCAAAUUUAACUAGUCCCAUCCUCCCUCUGUCUGAAGGGCACGGGGACAGGCAUUGCACAGAGCAGAAAGGAGAGGGCACUACUCAUUCAUCCUGUCCACUGAACUCCAUCUCUGGACUGUCUCACACAUUUAAAUAUUUGCAGCAGUUGGGAGCCAGCAUGCAUUAAAUGAGCCACAUUGAGAAAAUGACACAUUCUUCCAUUUUUUUGGAAAUGCUAGUUGAUUUUUUUUAAGAAAGAAGUUUGUGAAAGAAAUGUUUUGCAUUCAUGUAGUGCAUCUUCAGUUGAACGGGGGAAAUGCUUAAGUAGGAGCUGUUACUUCUGUGUAAAGGAAAGUGCUCCUCUGAAUACACUGUGAAAAUGUUUCCAUUUAUAAUUCCUUCAGUUUCUAUUUUUACUGUCCUAACUGUAAAUAUACUCAGUGGUGCUC
This is a messenger RNA of Oenanthe melanoleuca, 3028 nucleotides long. It is a transcript of the gene RSAD2, whose product is annotated as radical S-adenosyl methionine domain containing 2. The coding region runs from base 276 to 1340 and encodes 354 amino acids. Gene Ontology annotation, biological process: defense response to virus; positive regulation of immune response. Gene Ontology annotation, cellular component: endoplasmic reticulum; lipid droplet; mitochondrion. Gene Ontology annotation, molecular function: 4 iron, 4 sulfur cluster binding; catalytic activity. The transcript has 6 exons. Lineage: Eukaryota; Metazoa; Chordata; Aves; Passeriformes; Muscicapidae. The record is from RefSeq and is a predicted model, not a curated record.